This is a messenger RNA of Fundulus heteroclitus (mummichog), 1889 nucleotides long. It is a transcript of the gene c12h5orf34, whose product is annotated as chromosome 12 C5orf34 homolog. The record is from RefSeq and is a predicted model, not a curated record. Lineage: Eukaryota; Metazoa; Chordata; Actinopteri; Cyprinodontiformes; Fundulidae.
ACUUCCGGUCACGUGACUCCCCCGCAAACAGCGCGCGGAUUCUAAACGGCUCCACGGAAAUAACGCAGCCGCAGUGCUGUCGCUCACGCAAACACAGCGGCCCCACGAUGGCCGCGGCGGAGCGUGUCAGCGUGAUGAUGAUGUAUGAGGACGAGUCUGUGGAGGUUCGUUACACACACGGAGCUCAGUUACAGCUGUCCCCGUGUGGCUGUGAGUUCACGCUGCUCAAAGCCACGGAGCAGCACGGACACCCUCUGCAGCCCGCGGAGCGAGUCCGACAGAGAACCAGGUUCGCCGUCAGUUCUUAUAAGGAGCUGCUGGUCAGCGCUCUGGCGUUCAGGAACAAGUAUGCCAGUCGACCUUAUCUUCCAGAGGAGCUCAUCACUGCUGACAACAAGAAGCCUUUCUUUAGUAUUGACUCGACGGUCAAAUGGCCUGAGCGGUCCUCUUAUGAGCCAGAGUUCGGGCCUGGAGGGGAGAUCACGGUCAGGUCAGAGGACGGCCGAGCCACGUUGCUGCUGUCGCCCUCCGGCGAGGACUUCUCUGUCGAGUUCACGUGCAACCUCAGUCAACCUCAGCACCACGCUGUGUGGGGUCCAAACAAAGGUCCUGACAGUCAGCAGCAGGUAAACGGUCUGACCUGUGGCAACGCGGAUCCGAAUGAACAGAUGCAUCAGAGGAAGCAGUCCGCUAAAACGAGCUCUGCACAUCUCACCGGCGCUACUAAACAAGUUUGCCAUCAGCCUGAACAGAUGUACCGGACCACCACAGUUAUACAGCAUCGCUCUUGCUUUGCCGUUGAGCCCACAUGGGCCUACGCUCUCUCCUUGGCUCGGCAUCGCUGGACGGCUUGCCGCCAAGCUACUGAAGCUGAAAGAACAAGUAGUUCUGGACAAGCUGAUGAUGGAGUGAAAACAUCUGACGAGCAUCAUAAGGACAGAGAGUCCCAGCUCCCCCAGGCUCUUCCUCUUACGUGCCCAUCACCUCACUGGCAUAGGUGGAAGAUUAAAGACUCUUUGGUCGGCGAAGAAGCAUCGGAUCUUCCGCCGGAGCUUGUAAAAAUAUUAUGGUGUCAAGGAGUCACGUACAGGGUACUGAAUGGAGCAGUCCCAGUGGUCGAAGUUUCCCCAGGGGAUGGCUCAUUGAUCCGCUCCAAUGGUGUCCUAAACUCCUAUUUUACUCAUCACAAACCUAAGCUCCAAUCAGAGCAGGUAAGAGAAAUAACGUAUCAUUUAAGCAGUCUUCCCCCUGAUGUGCCUGGACAGCUGUAUCCCGUAGGCUCCAUUAUUAGCCGUGCUAACAGAAUUCUUGUUUGCUAUAACCAGGCUAAGCGUUUGCUGAAGUUUCCUGCCAUGCCCACCUGCCUGCAACAGGUCAAACACUUUUCUAAACCAACACUGCCUGAGCAAAAUCUGUCCGAUGUGGCAUUUGGUGAAAGACCUGUAAAUAUGCCACAGACAGCAGGAAGUCUCCCAGAUGUUGUUGGCGCAGAACUGGAGAAGAUAAAGCGUUUCAGCUUUCUGCUGGAGAACAACCACCUGCUGAGGAGGGAAACUGAGCCACGAACUCAGUGGAAACAUCUCCAAAGAUCCCUCCAGGAUGAACCAGUAACUGAGGACUACGUUGCUGAAGCUCUUAAAAGGACCUCUGAAGCCAUUAAGGAAAUUGAUGCUCUCAUAUCAGCCGCCACGCUGGACUGAGAACUUUUAAAAAAAAAGAAGAAAAAGAUGUUUAACCUUUAUUUAUACAGGUAUUCACAUUCACAUCCAAUAUCUCAUUUUCAGGGGACUGAGGACUUUUCAUUAUUUUCAUCUCUGCUAUAAAGUGUAUAUACUGGAAUGAAUGCAGGUAUGGAGUCUGAAAUAAAGUGUUAUUUUUGUUCAAAUGUA